Ceratina calcarata is the source of this 2238-nucleotide messenger RNA. RefSeq names its product MORN repeat-containing protein 5. The coding region runs from base 1369 to 2214 and encodes 281 amino acids. The transcript has 6 exons. NCBI's taxonomy places the organism in Eukaryota, Metazoa, Arthropoda, Insecta, Hymenoptera, Apidae. The record is from RefSeq and is a predicted model, not a curated record.
UCUGAUACGUGCUGCGACAUUGCGAGGACCAAGACGAUUUUACAAGCACGCUCCGGUGUUUCUACAACUCGAAUGUCCACCAAAGCGCGCGCGGCGAUCCUGCCCGAUCCUGGCCUGGUCUCCGCUUCCCGUAUUGCCUGCGCCCGAUUCUACCGUCUCCUACCUUGGACGAGAGUGUACUGCUUGAAUUCUUGAAUCCUUGGCUAAGACGAGUGCAUCGGACUGAGAAAGAAAAGUGAUCAAAGAGGGGGGAGCAUGGUCUUCGAACCAAAAGAUGGAGAAAGGGUGAACCCGGUGAGUAGAGUAGAGAUGUUGCUCCGAAUGGUUCAUGCGGAGGGGAAGACGUACGGAUGCAAGUACACGGGACGGGAUGAGAAUCUAUAUCAAAAGGAAAGAGGAAAGGACGACGUGAGAUUAAAGAGUCAGCGUAAAGUUACGCAGCUUAACGAUGCGAGUCGAAGAUCCAAAGGAUCUGGAUGUCACCCAUUCCACGCGGACCCUAUGGACCAGACCGGACUCUGUUGUGGUCUGAUGCAUACGUUCGAGGAUAAAAGCCAGGAGCUCCUCCGAGCUCGGGAUCGACUUACGAAAUUCGUCUCGUUCGACAUGAACGGGAUAUGGGUCAAGGGUACGUGAAACGAUUUGGGCACAACGGAUUAACGGUACAUCGACCGAGCAGUAAAAAUAUCGUCGCGAACCUUCGGGAUGAGCUAUCUACGGACGUGCGACGUUCCGCGGAAAUUCUAUCGCUUUCGGUAACUCUUUUUCGUUUCAUUCGCAGUUACUCGUACGCGAACGGUACGCGAGAGGUACAAAGCAAAUAUGUGUUUAUUAAUUUUAGUGCAGGUGCACACCUAUACAUGCAUCUCGUCUCUACCUGUGGAUUUACUAUACGUCGAAGAACACGUAACGAGAACCGCUUAACGGUAUUCGUUUGGUCUGCUGCUGUCUGCUUCCCUUUCCACUCUGUACUUCGACCGUUUUAAGAAAUAUUCGGUCGUGACUUGACCUGUCCAAGAAUCGGACGAACAGCAGAUGAAAGAAAGUGCGUCACGCGCGAAUGCCACAGUGAAUUAAAUCUGUGUCGUUCUGUUUUACUUGAAAAUUAUAGGGUUUCCGAAAAUAUGUAGUACAUACAAUACUUUCUGAACGUUUUCCCAAUUUUUCCCCUGGUGUUACGAUCGAUUCGAUUCGAAACAAUUGAAAACGAUUCGUGAAAGACGGUCUUCUGUUCGAAAUAUUUCUCCCCCUGGCCUGCUCCUUUGCUCCGUUUAUUUAUUUUAUGUAUUUUACUUGGUCCCACUAUAUUUUCGUUCGUACUAUACGAUAUUAUUUGAAUCGUAUCACAAUUAUACGAUCGAAGGAAAGAUGAGCGUGCAGUUCAAGAACUUCCCACUUAUCAACGAUGAAACGCGUUUCAUCGAUGGAAGCGAAUAUAAGGGGACUUGGGAUACGUUUGGCAUGGAUGGAAUUGGGAAAUUCACUCUGCCGCAUAACACGAUCUUCGAAGGAGAGUUCCGGCAUGGUAAAUUUCACGGUCAUGGUAGCAUGUACUGGCCUCGUGGACAAAGAGUGGACGGUAUUUGGUCCCGCGGUAAAUGCGAGGGCAAAGAAUACGUUUUCAACGACAGUCUAAAUUUUUCACAGCGCGAUUGGAAAUAUUGCAAAUUCCCCGAUAGACGGUAUUUUUUGUGUCACAAAUAUGGGUUGAGACCUGCUGGAGCAACGUUACGCAAGAACGAUCCAUACGAGUUAGCUGUUCCUCCGAGGUGUUACGAUUCGGGUAUCGGAAUUUUCAAUCCACGUACACGUUGUAUCACGUCUUAUCAAAACCCCAAAAAGGUGCUAGAGAUACCGAGUACGGAACACGCUCGCUGGAUAGUGAAGAAUUGCCAAAAGGGUACGUCUCCACCGACCGGACAUCGGAGGGAGCUGUACGAGAAUUGGUUUUCUCCCGACUUCGACGAGAAGAUUCUUUCGUCCCGAUUACCGUUUACGAGUAAUUCAUUCGAGCCUUGGUGGCAAAGGUUGACCACAUUUCGCCGAGAUAAUUCCUGGAAGGAAGAGAAACUGGAAGAUCCUUGCUUAUGCCUCGACGACGAGUCACCGAACGCUGACGAAAAUAUCAUUGAACCGAAAGCUCCGAUGGACAAGACACCGAGAGACGAAAUCGUCGUUUCUCCAACUGUAUCCUGUCGUCGUCACUCGAAUUAAACCGGUUUUCAGAAUCUUCGAUUG